UAUACUUUCGAACGAGAAAUCUUGUCAAAAACAGAAUGCCAGUCGAUCUGUUCUCUCUUAAGUCAAUUCUGGUACCUGCAAAUACAACUCCAGAAUCGACUCGAGUGUUUGAAUACUUUUCUAAGAACCACGACAGAUGGCUGAAAAUGUUACUCAAGCAUAGCGAAAAUACACUUACGUUGCAAUCCAAUGGUGACGUUACUAUUACAAGUUCGUCAACAGCUGAUGGUUCCAAACCAUCUUCAAAUACAGUACCGUCGUAUAACCUACGUGAUGUGAUACAGAAUACUACUAGGGAUCAUCCUCAAAUGUUUCCAGUGCCACCUAAACUGGGAAGUGAUGAACUAGUUUCACAAUCCACAUCUCACGAAGCCUUACAAGUGGUCAGUCCUCCCACAAUAGAUAUUCACAAUCCCAGAAAACUGAUCCUACACAACAAGGAUUUUAGUUACUUGCGUUCCAAAAUGAAGAACUUGAAAUUGAAUGGUAAAGUGAAGGCUGAACAAACAUCUGUAUCCCCAGAGAAAAUUGACAACGUUCCUACUGCUCAGAAUAGUACAAGUAGGACGUCACAAUACUCAAUGGACCCCAAUCCCAAAUUCUUCAGCUUCAUGGAUCCACUCAAAAAUGGAGGUGUCUCUACGAAAACUGAAGGAUUGACCACAAGAGAAGAUGGCUCGCUCCCCCCAGCAUCAGAAGCUUCAAAAGAACCAAGUAAACUUAAUGAUCUGUUAAGCACCAAGUCCAUACAAGGGCGAGUGAAAGCGGAGCCCAAGAAACCAAGCGUAGUGAGCACAAAUACAGAGAAAACUUCUAAACUGUCAGUACCCGAUACUUCCAAUCCUAAAUCGUCUCACAAAUACAUUCAGCUAACACUGGCUCCAAAACCCAAGAGGUCUGCUUCAGAAGAAGGAUUUUCUUUGUACGGAACUAAAGACGAAGAAGGCCUUUGUACGUAUGAGGGUGAUGAGUAUUCUGAUGACUAUCAAGACGAUUAUGACAUAGAAGAAAUUGAUGAUGAUUUGUACGACGGCCCUAGAGAGCAUCACAUUGAAUUAGAGCUUCAACCUGAAUGUGAUAUACAUGGUGUUGAAGGAUGUGAUUGUCCCAUGUAUGAAGAUGGCUAUGAACAAGAAGAGUCUUAUGAUUUUACAUUUGAGUACAAUAGUGAAGGAAAAUUGGUACCUACAGAGGGCUCAGUCAAGGAAUACUUUCGAGCUCAAGCUAAUGGACUAAGAGCAGAUGGCAGAUUUCAGCCCAGUAAUGGGAAAAUUAUGGAAUUAGAAAAGAAGAAGAAGCAAAAGAAGAAGGCAAAGAAAUCGAAAGAGAAAAGAAAGCCUGUUUUUGAUGCCGAUGCUACUGAUUUCUGCUUACUUUGUGAUUAUGAGGCAUUAUAUGGCAAACCACCAAUCAACUUGAUGAAAUGGGUAGACCAAAAGCUUCAAGAAGAAGAUGAGAAGAGAGAAAGGAUAAAGAAGAAACUACAAGAUGCCAAACUGCAAGCUAUUAAGCGUCAACAAGAAAUGAAUGAGUGAGUACAAUCGAGAUGAAAAAGUCCUCGUACUAAAGCCCUAUAACGAAUAAAUGAUAUAUUAAUGCACAUAUAUAGU
Messenger RNA from Yamadazyma tenuis ATCC 10573, 1610 nucleotides. NCBI's taxonomy places the organism in Eukaryota, Fungi, Ascomycota, Pichiomycetes, Serinales, Debaryomycetaceae. The record is from RefSeq and is a predicted model, not a curated record.